AUGGCAGGCUUGUCCCGGUUAGCUGGGAUCAGCAUGAAGGAGCCGGUCAGCAUCCAGGUGGGGGAGAACUCUGAGGGGAUCAACGAGCCGACCCCGGACCCCACCACAGCCCAGGGCAAAUCGGACUGCUUUGCCGUACCCGAGAGGCUGCAACAGCACAUGGUGGUGGUGCCCAGCAAACUAAGGCUUGUCUGCCUAGCCGCCUUCAUCCUGUCCAAGUGCAAGGUAAGCACGGCUGGUGUUGGGUGAGGUUUCCCCUAGAUGCUGAUCUGAUCUUGAGUCAGUUUUAGCGUUUCCCCCACUAAUGAUUGAGAUUAGGAUUGGGGGAUGUGAAGGUGGUCCUAGAUCUGUGCCUAGGAUAAACUUCACCCUAGAAUGCACAGUCCACACGCAGAUAGCCAACACCCCGAUUGUUUGAGGAGGGGAAUAUCCUACCACCUGUCAGACUGCGCCAGACUAGAUUGAAACUGGCUUUUUGUAAGUCCAGUCAUUGCGCAACAAUUCUAAAUGCAAUCACGUGUUUCUCUCCUGUUCUAUUGGUUUUCAUAUCAACUUUCUUUCGUUGCCCUGAUACCAAAGGCACAAUCUUAGUCAGCUUACCAACGCAUCAUAGUUGUUGUUAUAGAUUCCCCCUCUUUCUAAGUUUCUAACAGAGAUUUUCAUCUGGCAAAUAUUGAACCACUCGCAUUAGGUGCGCUGUUUAGAAUGGUGUUUUCCUGCGAAUUGCAUUUUGGCAAAUGUUUGAAAAAUAUAUUAUUUUUUUCUGCUUUAUUGAAGGAGUUGCAUGUUCAAUAAUAGGCUAUAGCAUUUUGACUGUAAGACGAUAGGCUUGCUAUUGUCGUAUGUUUCCAUUAAGCUCUUAAUGGAAAAAAAUAAGCAUCUCGUCAUUAUAUACAGAUCUCUAAUAGUAUUUUCUGUUGGUCACGUCAUUUGACUGUUUAGAAUUAUUUUUGCCGUUUUGUUAACUGGUUAAUGAUUUUCAGUUAUUCAGCAGCAAAAGUGACUGAAAUGUGCAUCCCUAAAGUAAAGGAUAUGCGCUUUGUCCCAUUUUAUAUCAUGGCUGUGUUUAUCUUCUCUCACCCCCACAGUUUGAGAAGGGCCACAAGAUAAUUGUGUUUGUGUCGAGUUGCGAGGCAGUGGAGUUCCUGCUGAUCCUUUUCAACGCCGUGCUCUGCGGGCCGAAAGCCAAACAGCAGCCUCCGCUCAGCUUCCUCCGUCUCCACGGCAACAUGAAGCAGGAGGUGAGACUAUCUUUUUAACCUACCAUGUGCCCAUGUGACUGUUGCAUGGGAGUACAGGACGGUUGUAUUUUUACAUUUGUGCUACACAUGCAUCACGCCCAGGGCCUUCUCUGUAGCAGCAGCACAGUCUUUCCAAUGAAGGCUGCCGUUAGUCAGGGUCAGAGAGUGGCUUUACCAUGCCUUGUGUUGCCACUAACCAGCUGGUGUAGUGUGGCAGUCAGCAGGCCAUGCCCUGUGGCUGUACCCGGGGAGGAGCUGAGGGCUAAUGCCCUGACCAGUGUUCACCCCUGUCCCAGGGCCACUAAUGACAGUCAACGGGGGCUGCCCAUAUGGCACCUCUGGGGGCGUGGGACUGGAGAUGGGCAGUGGGCUCAAGCUCUGGUUAGAUAUUAAAGAGGAAUGGGUCAGGUGGAAGUAUGGAUGGCAGAGGCUGUCACCGAGGCUGGAUCUAUGUCUCAAAUGGCACCCAAUUCAUAUAAUGCACUACUUUGGUCAAAAGUAGUGCACUAUGUCGGGGAUAGGAUGCCAUUUGGGACUCGACCAGAGUUAUUAUGGAUGUGUUUGGUAAUAGGAGUGCACAGGCUGGGCCCAUUACGACUGCUGCUGUGACGAGGAUGGCAGGAGACACAGCUGUUACUGCACCUAAAACAGAUUGCCCUCCACAAAUACAAAAACCCUUUAUAGAUUUUGGUGUUGUCUUAUGUGGGCAAAUAAUUUUUACUUGUACAAAAUUCAACAACAAACUGUAUAUUUUUAACAGGAAAGGACAGAAGUGUUCCAAGAGUUCUCUCUCUGCAAGACUGGAAUUCUGCUCUGUACGGUAAGUCAGCUCAACGUUUGAGACACUGCCUGGGCCUACAUCACGCCGUAUAUCUUUCUAUGGGUCGAUUUAAAUAAUGACUGUCGUACCAGGUCUAAAUUGUGCAUCCCUAGGUCCCAGGCAGUGAGUGGCCCGAGAAUCGGCCCCUGUUUGCCACUGAGGCACACACCCGUCCCACGAUGUCAAAACCAAUAUCCUCACACAAUGGCAACAAAUGAAAUGUGUGUGUGAGAGACCCCUAAAUGCUAAAUGACGAGGCUGAAUAAAUAAGUGCUUCUAAUCCGUCUGACAGACUGGCAUGGCCCAGCACUGGCCUCCAUCUGUACUGGCUGGCCAGGCCAGCAUCGCUACUCCACCCCUCCCCAGGCAGUCCAGUGUGCCCGGCCAAUACACCGCUCAUCCUGGCCCUGCCACUGGCAACAGAAGGCCCAGAGCUCCAUGCAGCAUCUCCCCUCUUCCUAGCUCUCCAACAUCAGCUAUUUAUUUAUAUUAUCAGCUACAGUAGCGCAGCCGGCCACAAACCACAAUGGUCCCCCAGACCAGUAAAGACAAUGGCUCAUUUCAAACAAUCACCUGUGCACGCGCACACACUCAUCUACCCCGACUGUGUUUGUAGUGAGAGAGACGGUGGUAUUUGACCAGGAAAAUGUACUUAUAAGUCCACUAGAAAUCUUAGCUAAAAGUCAGAGGGUUGGUGUCAGGCUGGCAUUGGGAGGUCCAUGACAUCACAAUCAUGACAUUUUAAAAUUGUAUUCUUCUCUUCAGGAUGUCGCAGCACGUGGACUUGACCUGCCUCAGGUGACGUGGAUUGUACAGGUAAAAUUAUAACAUAAGAACAUGAUAUUACUGUCCAUAGAUGGAUUCCAAGUGAAAUGUCAGAUGUUGGCCAGUGUAGGCCGUCAUUGUAAAUAAGAAUUUGUUCUUAACUGACUUGCCUAGUUAAAUAAAGGUUAAAUAAAAAUAAAUACAAAUGUUUGUCUUUACAUUUUUUAUGUGUUUUGUCUGUGUAUAUUUCAGUACAACCCUCCAACCACUCCAGCAGAGUACGUGCACCGCGUUGGGCGAACUGCCCGUAUUGGAGCUAAGGGAAGCAGCCUUCUCUUCCUCACCCCUGCUGAAACAACCUAUGUCACUUCCCUGGCAAAUCACAAUAUCAGGUAGGUCUGUGGAUGGUCACUCAACAUCCCUUCUCUAACCCUUGUGCCCAUGUUCACAACCUUUUUAUGGUUGUGUGACACAUCUCACUCUCUCCACAGUCGGUCUCUGAGCCUGCGCCUCCAAGUUUUAAAUUAGUCUUAUUUGGACCUUUCUACCCUCCAUAAUAUAAGACAGUGAGACACUUGGCUCUCCCAGUCCUGUCCUCCUACACGUGGUCUCUAUAGUUUUUAUUUUGCGCACACACACACUAAAGCUUCAUUCCCAAGCUCUCAGUAUGCCCGGCUGGAUCGUCUGGGCUGAUCGAUCUCCGUGAAGCGGAGCACUGACAGCCAUUGAGCAGAGCCAGCCAGAGCUGUCACCCUCGAUGGCCAUGUGCCUACCAGGACUAGAUUAAUCACACACCGCCACUGCUCACAACGUCAUUUACCACGAGCCACAUGACAGCCUGCUGCUGGGGGGGGCAUCCCGCGGCCCUCCUGCGUGCAUGCGCCACGUCUAUAUCUAUGGGCACAAGCACUGUUCAUUACACAAACUGUUCACACCCCUAUUGUUGGUGGAGCUAAUUUUGCAGGGUUAAAGCUUAAUUCCUGCAAUUCUACACAUUUUGUCAUGGGGUGCAAAGAAAAUGUUGCAGUUUUAAAGCACAUUUUCAUGCAAUUCUACACAUUUUGUCAUGGGGUGCAAAGAAAAUGUUGCAGUUUUAAAGCACAUUUUCAUGCAAUUCUAUACAUUUUGCCAUGUCUAAUGUGUAUUCAUGUGAUAUUUGAGUGACACAUUUUUUUUUACAACUAUCAAUGGGCUAAAAAACCUAAAUAAAAAAAACAUUAGCUGACAUGGGCUGGUUGAUCUGGACAUUUCUGACAAGUUAUAAAUAGCUCUCUAAGGUAUGUAAUGACUAACAUGACGAGAGGAAAUUAUGAUGCGCUACCCAAUUUUGAAAUUGCACCUUGUGCAUUCUACUAUUACCACUUUCAAGAGUAAGUUUAAAGCCAGAUUCAGUAAAAAAUUAAUAAACGUCCUAUUUUUUUGGGGGGGCGGGGGCUGCACCCCCCCUGCCGACCCCACUGUUUUGGAACUACUGUGCUAUAGGACUAUUAAAAGGGUUUGAGACGAGGGAGUGAGACAUCCGGAGAGAUGGCAAAAAAAAGACAUACUACAAAAGUCUCACAAAGUCAAAGGGUACCAUUUUCUCCUUUACUUUGCGUCUUUAGAACAAGCACCCGUUUGAGGCUGUCACAUAGUUUGGAUUUCCCCAAAUGUACUUACUUUGUUGUUUUUAGAAAGCAUUCCACAGUGCAACUCUGGGGUCUAUUCACUAGGAACCAAAUGUAAGCAUAGGGGCCGAAAAGGGAAUGGACCUACCUGAAUUUGUCCAAUUAAGAAACUUGUUUUUGUUGCAAAAUGUUUUCUGCAUCAAAACAUUUUGCUACGGUGUGCACAGUACACUAAUGAAUACACCCCUGUUGUCAACUGUUCCUCCAGCCUGUCCGAGAUGAAGAUGGAGACGAUUCUGUCGACGCUGAUGCUGGACGACCGCUUCAAAGUCAGGGGAAAGUAUGAUGGCAAGGUGAGGGAGCAACAAGCUCAGCACAUUUUACAACCCAGCUGUGGAACUUCACAUGACUUACAGUGAGCUCCAUAAUUCAUUGGACAGUGACCAUUUUUUUGUUAUUUUGGUUCUGUACUCUAGCACUUUGAGGUUUGAAAGGAUACAAUGAGGGUGAAGUGCAGACUGUCAGCUUUAAUUUGAGGUUAUUUUCAUACAUAUCGGAUGAACUGUUUAGAAAUGACAGCACCUUUUGUACAUGGUCCCCCCAUUUUAAGGUACUACAAGUAUUUGUUAAAUUGGCUUCACAGAUGUGUGUCGUUAGGCAGGUGGAUUCAUUUGUGUCGUUAGUGAAUGCAGGAGAGCUGUUGAUGAAUAGUAUUGAUUGUAGACUUUGCUAUUGCCUUUUGGAGGUUGUUGUUGGGGUGUGACAACAUGAGGAAGACAGCAGUAUCGAUGCAAAUGAAGCUGGCCGUCAUAAGGCUCAGAAAUGAAAAUCAAUCAAUCAGGAACAUUGCAAAAACCCUGGCCAUGCCCAAGUCAACAGUUUGGUUCAUCAUUAACAAUAAAAAAACAACCGGUGAACUCUGUCAAAAGACCUGGUAGACCGAGGAAGACCACUGUAGUGGGGACCGGAGAAUACUCUCUAUGGUGAAGAAAACCCUCCUGACAACAGCCCAACAGAUCAAAAACACUUUCCUGGAUGCAGGUGUAGAUGUGUCAAAGUCUACCAUACGUAGAAGACUACACCAGCAGGACUACAGAGGGUACACUACAAGAUGCAAACCACUGAUAAGCCUGAAGAACAGAAAGGCGAGAUUACAGUUUGCUAAAAAGCACCUAAAAGAGCCCCAAGAGUUCUGGAAAAAAAGUAUUGUGGACAGAUGAGAUAAAAAUUAACAUGUACCAGAGUGAUGGAAAGAGGAAAGUGUGGAGAGGAAAAAAAGAAAUGCCCAUGAUCCAAAGCAUACCACCUCAUCCGUGAAACAUGGUGGAGGGGGUGUUAUGGCUUGGGUUUUGUAUGGCUGCCAGUGGAACAGGCUCACUUGUCUUCAUCGAUGAUGUGACUGCAGACAGAAGUAGAACAAUGAAUUCUGAAGUCUACAGAAAUAUUUUAUCUGCUCAGAUAAAACCAAAUGCCUCAACUCAUUGGACGGCACUUCAUCAAGCAACAAGACAAUGACCUUAAACAUACUGCUAGAGCAACGAAGGGGUUUUUGAUGGCCAAAAAGCGGAACAUUCUUGACUGGCCGAGUCAAUCACCGGAUCUGAAUCCAAUUGAACAUGCAUUUUACAUGCUGAAGAGGAGACUGAAGGUAAUAAGUCCCCGAAACAAGCAGGAACUGAAGAUGGCUGCAGUACAGGCCUGGCAGAGCAUCACCAGGGAAGAUACCCAGCGUCUGGUGAUAUCGAUGCAUCGCAGACUUCAAGCAGUCAUUGCAUGCAAAGGAUAUGCGACCAAAUAUUAACAAUGAUUACUUUAUUCUACAUUAUGUUAAACUGUCUAAUGUUUUUUAAUGCCCGAAAAUGGGGGGACCAUGUACAAAAGCUUAUAUAAUUUCUAAAUGGUUCAUCUGAUAUGUAUGAAAAUACCCUCAAAUGAGAGCUGACAGUAUGCACUUCACCCUCAUUAUCGUUGUAUCCUUUCAAACUCAAAGUGCUAGAGUACAGAACCAAAAUAACAACAAAAUGGUCACUGUCCAAUGAAUUAUGGAGCUCACUGUAUAUGACUAUAUUCAGCCUUCACCAGUCUUAUAAGCGCUUCCCUUCUGGUCAGUUCAAUCCACGUAACUUGUGUGUCUUGUGUCUGUAGAAGUCUUCUGGGGCUCUGGAGCAGGAGGUGCGGGAAAGAGCAACUGUCCUACAGACUGAGUUUGAGAACGUUGUCCACGACGACAACGACUCUAUCCAAGCAGCCAAGAGAGGUGUGUUAAAUUUGCACACAAGAAAAGACAAGGCAAUAAGAUGAGUUUGAAGACAAAGGAAAACUUGUGCAUGUGCAGGAGAGCUUAAAAAAAAAACUGUGGGGAUAGUAUGGUACCUCCCCCUUUCAAAUGUUUAUAAUUUUAAUUUUAAAAAAAUUAACCGAAUCCUAACAUUAAAAAAGAAAAAGAAAUCGUUGGGAAUAACACAAAGGAAUAAAACAGAUUUAAGCACAUCAAGUAAAAUGCAUAAUCAACAUGCGUUACAAAUACAGUAGGUGGGACCAACUUCACCCAACAUUGCUGGGUUAAACGGACAAAAAAAGGGAAUAAUUAUUUGUUGAACAUGGUAAUUGGCAUUACAGUAUAUAGCAGGAAAGUCUGGAUACAGAAUAAAAAGAAACUCUUCCUCACUAUAAGAAUAAUAUCCUCACAAACAGUUUGUCUGGUUGGCUGGUUAAGCUCCUGUUUUGUGGUCCUCAUUUUAAAGUGAUUUUCCCACCGCUCUUUCCUCUUGCUUUAGCCUUGCAGUCGUUCCUGCGGGCGUACACUGCCUACCCGUCCAACAUGAAGCACAUCUUCCAUAUCAAAGCCCUGCACCUGGGCCACGCCGCCAAGAGCUUCGGCCUGAGGGACGCCCCACAGGGCCUGGUCACCGCCCCUGCCAAGGGCUCCAACAAGGACAAGGGACAGGCCAAGGACAAGAGGUGAGCCUAAACACUGCUGCACCGCUAGCGUUACUGAACUGUCUGUCACUUUUUUACUGCCAUUCAUAUAUACAGUACCAGUCAAAAGUUUGGACACACCUACUCAUUCAAGGGUUUUUCUUUUAUUUUUACUAUCAAUUGGGUUGAGGUCGGGUGAUUGUGGAGGCCAGGUCAUCUGAUGCAGCACUCCAUCACUCUCCUUCUUGGUCAAAUAGCCCUUACACAGCUUGGAGGUGUGUUGGGUCAUUGUCCUGGUGAAAAACAAAUGAUAGUCCCACUAAGCGCAAACCAGAUGGGAUGGCGUAUCGCUGCAGAAUGCUGUGGUAGCCAUGUUGGUUAAGUGUGCCUUGAAUUCUAAAUCAAUCACAGACAGUGUCACCAGCAAAGCACACCAUCACACCACCACCUCCAUGCUUCACGGUGGGAAACACACAUGCAGAGAUCAUCCAUUCACCUACUCUGCGUCUCACAAAGACACGGCAGUUGAAACCAAACAUGUCAAAUUUGGACUCAUCAGACCAAAGGACAGAAUUCCACCGAUCUAAUGUCCAUUGCUCGUGUUUCUUGGCCCAAUCAAGUCUCUUCUUCUUAUUGGUGUCCUUUUAGUAGUGGUUUCUUUGCAGCAAUUCGACCAUGAAGGCCUGAAUCACGCAGUCUCCUCUGUACAGUUGAUGUUGAGAUGUGUCUGUUACUUGACCUUUGUGAAGCAUUUAUUUGGGCUGCAAUUUCUGAGGCUUGUAACUCUAAUGAACUUAUCCUCUGCAGCAGAGGUAACUCUGGGUCUUCCUUUCCAGUGGCGUUCGACAUGAGCCAGUUUCAUCAUAGCGCUUGAUGGUUUUUGCGACUGCACUUGAACAAACUUUCAAAGUUCUGGACAUUUUCCCGGAUUGACUGACCAUCAUGUCUUAAAGUAAUGAUGGACUGUCGUUUCUCUUUGCUUAUUUGAACUGUUCUUGCCAUAAUAUGGACUUGGUCUUUUACCCAAUAUGGCUAUCUUCUGUAUACCCCCCUACCUUGUCACAACACAACUGAUUGGCUCAAAUGCAUUAAGAAGAAAAGAAAUUCCAGAAAUUAAACUUUUAACAUGGCACAGCUGUUAAUUGAAAUGCAUUCCAGGUGACUACCUCAUGAAGCUGGUUGAGAGAAUGCCAAGAGUGUGCAAAGCUGUCAUCAAGGCAAAGGGUAGCUACUUUGAAGAAUCUCAUAUAAAAUAUAUUUUGAUUUGUUUAAUACUUCUUUGAUUACUACAUGAUUCCAUAUGUGUUAUAUCAUACUUUUGAUGUCUUCACUAUUAUUCUACAAUGUAGAAAAUAGUAAAAAUAAAGAAAAACCCUGGAAUGAGUAGGUGUGUCCAAACCUUUGACUGGUACUGUAUAUAUAUCUGUUCAGUGAGGAAGCUGCCUUUUUUUUGCUUUUGAAAUAGCAGCCAUUCCUGUCCCUCUGGGUGUAGAGAGGUUGUCUGUCUAGACCCCCAGAGGAUGAUCCGUAUGGCAGGCGUGGCCGUUGCUAGGUGUCUCUGACACUGGACCUGCCUCAAUUUUUUUUUACAUUUCAGUCAUUUAGCAGACGCUCUUAUCCAGAGCGACUUACAGUUACUGAGUGCAUACAUUUUUCAUACUGGCCCCCCGUGGGAAUCGAACCCACAACCCUGGCGUUGCAAGCGCCAUGCUCUACCAACUGAGCUACACGGGACUACACUCUCUACUCUCACACAGCUAUUAGUGGUCAUCUGAGGGAUCCCCCUGAGGCUCAGCACUCAGGUCCUGGCCUGACUGGCUUCUGGCUGGCUGCUUGGCCUAGACUCUCCCUCCAGACAGACUCAGGCAGCGCAGCACAGUCGGAGAGAGGGAAGGAGGGUCAGCUCAGCAGGGUGCCGUAG
Messenger RNA from Coregonus sp. 'balchen', 9273 nucleotides. The record is from the annotation of a GenBank genome assembly. NCBI's taxonomy places the organism in Eukaryota, Metazoa, Chordata, Actinopteri, Salmoniformes, Salmonidae.